UGUCCGGGAAGGGGAGGGACUCCAAAGAAGACAAGCCGCUACAGUUACAGUUUGGCUGCUGCUACAAGGUUGUGUCGUGCUAUAGCCUAGUUAUAAUCAAAGCAAACAUUCUAAAAGCACAUUAUUGCGUGCCGAUCUUAUGCGACAAAACCGCGCUGGUAAUAUUGUGUUUUAAUUGCAUCGCAUCUUUAGAUUGGCCUACCCUGCUACGUGAAGAAAAGCCUAGCAUAGGCUAACGAUAAGCAUAUUGAUAUCAUUGCACAGCCAGUGCCGUAAACUUUGUCCCAUAUUCCCUCCCUGGUGCAAUGUCCACCUCUUUCUUAUUGAGAAACGGUAAGAGGGUGUUUUCGGUCAUCGGCGGAGGAUGCAGAGGAACCGACGCACUUUCUAGAGUUCAUUUCGUAUCGCGGCGCUUCAUUAUAGAUUUGUCAUACUCUACGCACUUCAUGGAUUUUAAAGGUUCCUCGAUACCGAGCUCCAUGAAAAAGCUGGUCGUAACGAAGCUUAGCCAGAAUUUCAGAGACGCCGUUGCCUUGCAAACUGUUCCAGUCCCGACACCUGGCGACGGGGACUUGCUUGUCAGAAAUCGAUUUGUUGGAAUCAAUGCCUCGGACAUCAACUACUCAGCAGGCCGCUACGACCCUACGGUGAAGCCACCGUUUGACGCCGGGUUCGAGGGCAUUGGCGAGGUGGUCGGACUCGGCCUGAGUGCCAGCGCCCGCUACACCGUUGGCGACACAGUGGCCUACUUUGCCGAUGGGGCCUUUGCAGAGUACACGGUGAUACCCAUGAUCAAGACCGUACCCGUACCUGCGGUGAAGCCAGAGUUCCUCACCCUGCUGUUAAGCGGCGCCACAGCCUACAUCGCCAUGAAGCGGCUUGGCGACCUGGCGAAGGGCGAGACAGUGCUGGUGACGGCCGCCGCUGGUGGCACAGGACAGUUCGCCGUGCAGUUUGCCAAACAGGCCGGCUGCCACGUUGUGGGCACCUGCUCCUCCAACGAGAAGGCUGGCUUCUUAAAGACCAUUGGCUGCGACAGGCCCAUUAACUACACGUCCGAGGACCUGGCCGCCACGCUGCGCAAAGAGUACCCACAAGGCCUGGACGUAGUCUACGAGUCCAUAGGAGGCAGCAUCUUUGACAUGGCGGUCAACAAUCUGGCCAAUAAGGGCAGGCUGAUCGUGAUCGGGUUCAUCUCAGGGUACCAAACGGCAUCAGGGGUCCCGACCGUUAAAGGAGGGACUCUGCCCGUGAAGCUGCUCCAGAAGUCAGCCAGCGUGAGGGGGUUCUUCCUACCUCACUUCCUGGCUGACUACAAGGAGGCGAUGGGAAGCAUGAUGCAGAUGUUUGCUAAGGGGAAGCUGGUGUGUGAAGUGGACUCUGGGGACAUGGCCCCCGAGGGUCGUUUUGUUGGGCUGGAGUCUGUCUUUAGGGCUGUGGAAUACAUGUACGCUGGGAAAAACGUGGGAAAGGUGGUGGUUGAAGUGACUCCCCCCUCACUGGACAGUAAACUGUGAUUUGCCCUAAUGUGAAUGCACUGAAAUUCUCGAACAAAUCAAAUGUAUGUAUGUACAAUGAAACAAACAAUGAAAGUACAUAUGUUGAAGGCAAAUUACCCGAACUGUGAAAAUCUACUGUAAGUCUAAUAUAUUUUUGAACAGUUUAUUUCACCUAUUGAAUAUAAUAUUUUGGUAUUACUGAAAUGUUGUUCUGUUAGAGACAGUUCCUUGUUAAUGUUUUGAUGAUUGUAUUGAAUAAAGCAAAGCCAAAGUCCCAAUGAA
Molecule: messenger RNA, 1781 nt
Organism: Coregonus clupeaformis (lake whitefish)
Lineage: Eukaryota; Metazoa; Chordata; Actinopteri; Salmoniformes; Salmonidae
Product: prostaglandin reductase 3-like
Exons: 2
Coding region: 306-1517 (403 amino acids)
Cellular component (GO): mitochondrion
Molecular function (GO): oxidoreductase activity; zinc ion binding
Source: RefSeq, a predicted model, not a curated record